Messenger RNA from Drosophila grimshawi, 897 nucleotides. RefSeq names its product dnaJ homolog subfamily C member 30, mitochondrial. The coding region runs from base 108 to 803 and encodes 231 amino acids. The transcript has a single exon. NCBI's taxonomy places the organism in Eukaryota, Metazoa, Arthropoda, Insecta, Diptera, Drosophilidae. The record is from RefSeq and is a predicted model, not a curated record.
AUUUGACAUUCACUGCGAAAACGUAAACAAACCCAGUGACUCGCAAUGAAUGUGAUAUAACAAUAAAAACAAGCUUCCUUUGUAAGAGUUAGCACUUAAAGCAAGCGAUGCAGCAUCAUGGCUCGCAGCUGUGCCGUCAGCUAGCACGCUGCCUGCACACAGCGACCGCCCAAUGGCAGCUCAGCCAUUACGAUGCCUUGGGCAUUGACAAGCGUUGCACACAGAACGAGAUCAAAGCGGCAUAUUACAAGUUGUCCAUGAUUUAUCAUCCAGAUCGCAACAAGGGAAGUGAAAGUGCUGCCAAGAAGUUUCGUGAGAUCAGUCAGGCCUAUGAGGUCCUGGGCAACUAUCGUCUGCGUCGCCUCUAUGACAAAGGAAUCGUGCACACGGCAGGUGCUCAAUAUGCGCAAGAUAUACGUGAUAUGGAGCAGGAGACGGUGGUCGAGGACGACCCGAAAACAAAGUUCUACAAGUCACGCUUUCAGAAAUCAAAAGUUGCCGAUUCCGAAGGACGGACGCCCAUCUACGAUUUUGAUGAAUGGAGCCGGGCGCACUAUGGCAAGAAUUUUGAUAGACGACAGGCGGCUCAGGAGAAGCACGAACGUUUGCGGGUGCAAAAGGAACAAAGUAGAGUAUCAGGCCAAAACGAUUUGGUGAUGUUUGCCAUCAUAUUUGCAGGCUUAGCCAUGUACCUGAUGUUCCUCGCAGAGAGCUCAUAUGAUACGCCCAAGCGCAAGGCAGAAGAUCGUUACAAGAGGGAUAAAGUGGAAGCAGCGACAAUUACAAGAGCUGACAAAGUCUAGGAAAUCGAAAAGAGUCUAGUUCAAUUUAACUUAAGCUUAACUGUUUUAAAUAAAUACGCAAAUUGUACAUUAAACUAUAUAUUUGGCCACAUCA